Cryptomeria japonica (Japanese cedar) is the source of this 3153-nucleotide messenger RNA. RefSeq lists its product as uncharacterized. Gene Ontology annotation, molecular function: DNA binding; endonuclease activity. Bases 1 to 3153 code for a protein of 1050 amino acids. Gene Ontology annotation, biological process: DNA repair. The record is from RefSeq and is a predicted model, not a curated record. The transcript has 4 exons. Lineage: Eukaryota; Viridiplantae; Streptophyta; Pinopsida; Cupressales; Cupressaceae.
AUGGAGAAUCGGGAUGGUUUGUUGGCUCAGGUUUCAUCCGGAGAUUUGGAGAUGGUUGAGCCGUCUUCGUCAAUGCAUGCCAAUGUAAAGGAGCAGUUGGGUAAACCACAAUCUAGGGAUGGAAUACCCUCUUCAAUAGGGGUGUUUCGUUUGAAGAAAGUAAAUGGAUGUCUUGAGAGAUCCGAGGAUCGCCCAAUUCUGAUUAUUCAACCUGAGCAAGUUUCGGAGGAUGUUGAUUAUUGGUGUAAUCAUGCCCUUAUUUGCAAAUUUUUGGGCCUUCAUCUUUCUCUUCCUGUGUUGGAAUCUUGGGCCCGUCGGGUUUGGAACCCUGAAGGGGAUAUGGAGAUUAUUUUGGCUGCUAAUAAUUACUUUCUGGUUAUCUUUUUAAAUCUUAUGGAUAGGAAUAGGGCUUUUGAAGGGGGCCCAUAUUUCUUUAACCAAGUUGGGCUCUUCAUCAAGCCUUGGCACAUGGGAUUCAACUCUGCCGAAGAGAUCCCCUCCCAGGUUCCUGUGUGGAUUCGGCUGCCGAGGCUUCCUCUGGAGUUUUGGAGGGAAGAUAUUCUUCACUCAAUAUCUCUGCUUCUUGGCAAACCUAUGGGAUCGGCUUCACAAACCCAAGAUCGUAAGAUAAUUUCUUUUGCUCGCAUUUGUGUAGAAGUAGAUUUAAAUAAUCCAUUACCAGAUUCUAUGGAAAUUCGCAUGGGAUCUUCUUCUUGGAUCCAACAGCUGGAUUACGAGACCCUACCCUUUAGAUGCAGAAUUUGUCAUGAAUACGGUCAUUUGCACUGCAAAUGUCCCAGAUUUAAAUCCUCUCCUCAGGCUGCCCUUGAACCUCCUAGGGGGGACAAGGGAAAGGCCCCGAUGUCUAAUGAAUCUAUGGAUAAUGAGGGUUUUAUUCCGGCGAAGCCCCGUAAUAAAGGCAAAGGAAAAAAGAGAUCCUGGCUGGAUAGACAGAAUGAAGAUACUUUUAACAAGUUUGAAGUUCUUGAUAAUUUGACACAAGAGGAAGGCAUUCCAGUUGAGAUCUCUUCUGGAGAUAAGGGUCUGCAUGAAGUUCAGGAUGAGAAUGAAAAGAAAGAGGAUCAAAUUUUAUCUUCAGAGGUCCAUCAAGUGGAUCAGAUGGCUGUGGCUUUGUCUUCUCAAGCUCACGAUUUCAGGGUUCUCCAGGGGUCUCAGACUCUGUUGGGCUCUGUUGUGGUGGUUCCUAAUCCCCCUGCUCCUAAGGGGGCUUCAGAAUCUGUAAAGGGUAACAAAGCUCCUUCUAUUUUAGGCUUACAGCAGAAAUCCUUUAAGAAGGGGCCUCUUGAUAAACUGUCAAAGAGUGGAAGGAAGACUGAUCAAGAGAAGGUUAAGAUCAUGGGUGAUACUUUGGUUGAGUCGGGCAUCCCUAGACAAAAGUCUGUUCGCAGAUUAAUUGAAUCUCAAUCACCAGAUGUGGUCUUCAUUCAGGAAACCAAGCUUUCAGUUGACGGUUUGGCGAGCUAUGCUCCACGUAUCUGGCCCCAAGGCAAUUGGCAGAGGGUGGGUGCUUUGAAUAGUGCUGGGGGGUGGCUUGUUUCUGGAACCCGAGGAGAGUUUCCCCCUUAUGGCGGAUGUCUAGUCGCUCUUCUAUUUCUCUGGUUGCCUCUUGUUUUGCGACUGGAGAAAGGUAAGUCCAGUCUAUGGGCUCACAUUCAAUUCAUUCAGGCCUUGGAUCCAUUCGUCCCAUGGAUUAUGGCUGGUGAUUUUAAUGCUGUUACCUGCUUGGAUGAAAAACGUGGUGGAUUAGCCAGGCUGGACCCUUCUGCAAAUUUGUUCAGGAAUAUGAUUAGCUCCCUGAAUCUCAUUGAUGUCAAGCCAACCAAUGGUGUAUUUACAUGGAAUAAUAGGAGAUGUGGUGGUGAGGCUAUCUCAGAGAGGCUUGAUAGAUUUCUUGUGUCCUGCUAUUGGAUGAAUAGUAGGUUGAUCACAAGUUCUGAAAUUCUUGACUGGAGGGGCUCUGAUCACUGGCCUAUCAAGCUCUCUGUCACCGUUUAUGGAAUCACCAAAAAUCCCUCUUUCAAAUUUCAGUUGAUGUGGUUAAGAGAUCAAUCUUUGCAUGAUCUUAUGUUGGAUUGGUGGCAGGAGGGGAGGCCUACCCAUGGGACGGCCAUGUUUAUUUUCACUAAGAGGCUUCAACAUGUGAAGUUCAGGCUUAAGAGAUGGAAUAAACAGUGUUUUGGGAACCUACAAGCUCAGAAGUUGGUUGCCCAGUCCAAGUUGGAUUCCAUCACUUGUCAGAUUCGUGACCAGGGGUUGACCUCAGACCUUAGCAUUGCUGAGUCCUUGGCUCUAAAGGGAUUAGAAGAGUGGGAGCUUCGGGAGGAGAUCUUCUGGAAGCAGAAAUCUCGCAUUGAUUGGCUUCAGGAGGGAGAUAGGAACAUCGCUUUCUUCCAUAAUUCGGUUAAGGCUCGGAGGCAGGGGAACUCUAUCUCCUCUCUAGUUUCUCAAGAUGGGGCUCAGCUUUCCUCCAGCGCUGAUAUUUCCAGGGAAGCUGUCAAUUAUUUUUCUAACCUUUUUUCUAGGGAGGAUAUUGCUGCUAGGGCUGAGGAGGGGGCCAUUUUGGAUUGUAUUCCCCAACUGGUCUCUGCUGAGAUGAAUGGGGUUCUCUUAUGUCCUAUCUUGUUACCUGAAUUGGAGAAAGUGGUGUUUAAAAUGAAAAAAGGCAAGGCUCCUGGUCCAGAUGGGUUUCCGAUUGAGUUCUUCCAGGAGUUUUGGGAAAUUAUAAAGUUUGACCUCCUUGAGGUGAUUCAGGAAUCUCAUAGGAACAAGAAGAUGCUCAAGUCCAUGAAUUCUACCUUCUUGGCUCUUAUACCCAAGAUGGAAGGAGCUAAUCGACUGGCACAAUUCAGGCCUAUUGCGUUAUGGAGACAAAUUUUGGAUGGCAUCGUGAUAGCCAUGGAAGCUAUUCAUUCUAUGGCUAACUCUAAGGAGAAGGCUAUGCUUAUUAAACUUGACAUGUCUAAAGCUUAUGACCGGGUGAGUUGGGAAUUCUUACAAAAAACUCUCCUGGCUUUUGGCUUUGCUGAGGAGUGGGUGAAUUGGGUCCUUAGUUGUGUUACCUCUGCCUCUUUCUCGGUUCUUAUUAAUGGGGAGCCUUCAGAUCUAUUUAGUGCUUCUCGGGGUCUCCGGUAG